Molecule: messenger RNA, 1466 nt
Organism: Cladocopium goreaui
Lineage: Eukaryota; Dinophyceae; Suessiales; Symbiodiniaceae
Source: the annotation of a GenBank genome assembly
GAGGUCGUCCUUCUCCAAGUGAACUGGCAACUGAACGCAACCAAUGUGCGCAACGGGACCAGCUUUGCGGCACUCCAGCUGGGGCAGACCUUGUGGCUUUCAUCAGAAAUUGGUGCGGAACUGGCCAAGGCCUUGGUGAUUUGCAGUUUUUCCGCUCUGGCACUGCUGUUUGCGUAUUGUUUGAUUCGCGGCCUUCCGCAGAAAGCCUUGCAAGAUCCCAAGGUCAAGGAGGGAUGUCCUGGCAGCUGGGUGGUUUACAUGGGAUUGGUCUACGCCUUUCUUUUCUUCAGUACGGAUCAAUACUUGGCCAGUCUGCCCCAGAUGGGCCUUGAUUUGGGCGGUUCCCAGUGGAUCAUGAGCGCUUCAAUUCAAUCGGUCUUUGCGAUCAAAGGCGUUGUUGGGAUCGGCACCGCCGCACUCUCAGAUCGCAUGGGUCGGAGGCCUGUCUUGUUGCUGUGCAGCUUCUUGUUAAGCCUGGCCAGCUUCUGCUGCGGCUGCGCGGGUCACGUGGAGUGGUUCCUGGCUGCCCGCGUGUUGCAAGCCUUGGGCAUGGCCGUGGAGCCAAUGGUCUGGGCCAUGACCAGGGACUACUUUGAGAACCCCGAGUUGCACCUUCCAGUGCCAGUAGCGGCUGGUGAUCGUGACUGCCUUGAUGAUCAUGAACCUCAUGGGCGCUUCUGUGGCUCCAAUGGUGGGCAACGUCUUGACCGAGCUGUUUGGGACUUGGCGCGGCUCGUUCUUCGUGGUGGCAGUCAUCUGGGCUGUUUUGACACUCUAUGCUUGGAUGGACAUGAAGGAAAGCUGUCCAGAUGUGGAGGGGAGAACUCAGGAGAAUUUCCUACGAAUUUUGGAACCGCAUUCCAUUUGCCUUCUGUUAGGCCAGGGCUGUUUCGUUGCAGCUUACAUGACAUUUAUUGGCAAUAUCAGUUAUUUGGCGGAGACGACUUUUGGCCUAUCCCCCAGGGCUUCCUCGGCAAUCAUGCUGGUGUACCCAGCCUGCACCGUUCUGGGCCUGGUUCUGAUGAAUUGGUCACAUUUCAGCAGUGUCCAAAUUGCAAGGGUCACAGUGGCGCUAUUCACCUUCAUUGGUCUUGUUUCUUUUGUGUUGGCGAGCUACUUCUCAGAUUUCUUGUGGUCGUACUUGGUGGGAUCCUUUUCCCAAGCCACAGUGCAAACUGUCGGAGUGGUCUCUCUGAAUGUGCUAUUCUUUGCACCACUUGAAGAUUGUGCUGGCAUUGCUGCGGCAUAUGACAUGAUUCUGGGUGGCACCUAUAGUCGUGCCCCUUUUGGAUGACUGACUGGCUACAGUCUAUAGGUACAUGUAUGAAUGCGUAGCCAUACAUCCAUACAUCCACAAGAACUGGGACCUUUAAACCACUUUUUGGCAUCCCUUUCUUUGCCGUGUUUUUUUUUUUUCGACAAAACCAGCCAGUUGGUGUCAGGAUAGCGAGGAGUAUCAUCCCCAG